Messenger RNA from Orussus abietinus, 5077 nucleotides. RefSeq names its product serine/threonine-protein kinase par-1. Gene Ontology annotation, cellular component: nucleus. Gene Ontology annotation, molecular function: ATP binding; protein serine/threonine kinase activity. Bases 547 to 4263 code for a protein of 1238 amino acids. Gene Ontology annotation, biological process: intracellular signal transduction; protein phosphorylation; positive regulation of apoptotic process. The record is from RefSeq and is a predicted model, not a curated record. NCBI's taxonomy places the organism in Eukaryota, Metazoa, Arthropoda, Insecta, Hymenoptera, Orussidae. The transcript is spliced from 10 exons.
GCGAUUCGAGAACCGUCUCGAGCGCGGACUGCCGAUAUCGCGCCGCUAAUAUUUAUUAUCACCACCUGCGCGUUAUCAUACACCGGUCGGAGUCGGUGCUUCCGGGAUGAGAAGGGAACCCCCGCUCCCAGGAGAGGCUGCUCCACCGAGAUUUCCAGGACCUCUUCCCGCAAUUAAAUAAAUCUCGAAAUCUCAGAAUUUUAGACAAUCCCACCUCCUAGGGGGAAUUUUAUAAAUCAUUUUCUCGAUCACCUGGAGGAUGUGGAGGGCUAGCUCCAAGAGCUACAAGUCCCGGGGAGGAACCUGAAGAGUCCCACGAGGGUCUGAAAAUUCGGCAGAAGCGACGAAGGACUCGAUAUCCAAACAGGGUGCAAAAUCUCAGAUUUUCCAAUCGAAGAGAUUUUUCUUUAGCGAUGAAGAACCAGUGCUUGGCGAGGAGUUCCUGAAGAGGGAGCCGAAGAGGUCCCAGUCUCAGGCGUCUUCGAGAGGAAAUUCGAAAGCAUGAACGGAGGGAUGAUUUAAGACUGAGCCGAUAAUCGAUCCACGAUGAUCUAUCAAUCGAGCCAUCAGGCACCGACCAUGUCGUCCACGAGGAAGUCCUCGCCGCGUCCUCAGCGUCGCGGCGCUCAGUCCUCGGGGAAGUCCUCCACCUCGUCCUCCUCUUCGGCAUCUUCCGCCAGGAGCAAGCGGUCGGAGAAACCUGCGGAAAAGUGCAGGGGCAGGUGCAGGGUGCAGUGGAGCGAGAAACACGUCAAGGAGGGCCUGGUCCUUGUCCAGGAGGCGCAGCUCGCCAGGGUGGUCAAAACUGGACCCAUCUCGGAGUAUUACGAGAUCGACGCCAAGCCAUUCGCCAGUGGACAGUGGGCCAGGGUGUACCGGUGCAAGUCCAGGUCCUCUGGCAUCGUCUACGCGGCUAAAUAUUCCUCCAGGAGUCGAUUCAACGCCGAUUGCAGUGCGGAACUUCGACAUGAAAUCGCUUUGCUCAGUUUGUGCUCCCAGUCGCCGAGGGUAGUCAGACUCCACGACGUCUACGAGACCCCGAAGGAGAUCAUCCUGGUGAUGGAGUUUGCCCCUGGGGGAGAUUUACAGACUCUGAUAGACGGCGACCUGGUUCCUCUCGAGGGCGACGUGGUGCAUUUCGUGAGGCAACUCGUCGAGGGACUCGCCUAUCUCCACGAGAGGAACAUCGCUCACCUGGACAUCAAGCCGCAGAAUCUCGUCAUGAUGGGGACGUUUCCGGAGUGCGACGUCAAGCUUUGCGACUUUGAGAUCUCCAGGGUGAUCCUGGAAGGCACGGAGGUCAGGGAGAUCCUCGGCACACCUGAUUACGUGGCCCCGGAGAUCCUGCACUACGAGCCCAUCACCCUGGCGGCCGACAUGUGGUCCCUCGGAGUGACGACUUACGUCCUAUUGACGGGGUUCUCGCCCUUCGGGGGUGAAACCGACCAGGAGACCUUCAGGAAUAUUUCCCUGGGCGAGGUGGACUUCCCUGAGGAGCUCUUCGAGGACGUUUCGACGCAGGCCAAGGACUUCGUGGCCAAACUGCUCGUCCCAGACCCGAGGGGGCGGAUGACGGCCAAGCAGUGCCUGCGUCACGACUGGCUGAGAGGAGCCCCUACGCAGGCGUCCCCUCAUCUGAGGAGGUACCUGUCCAAGUCCAGGGAGGUGUUGCUAGAAAGGGUGGUCAGCAGGGAAAACCUGCGACGAGCUGCCCUGCUGAGCCAGGCGAGCAGUCAGGUGAGCCUGUCGAGCGAGGUGGACCCCAGCAGGUGGCUGAACAGCAACCUGAGCCAGAGCGAGGUGUGCCUGAGUCAAGGAUUGAGUCUCAGCAGGAGCAGCCUGCCCAGCAGCGAGGAGGGUGUGAGUCCUGCGGACUCCAGGACGAGCCUGGAUUCCCCUGGGACGAAUUUCGCGCUGAGCCAGAGUUGCCUGCUGAACAAGGAGCAGACUCAGGGGCUGCUGAGCAAGGCGCAGAGCAGGUCGCAGGCGAAUCUGGACCAUGGCUCGAGUCGCAGACUGCUCUCCAGGAUGAGGAACCUGAACCAGAGCCAGUCUCAGGCGUGUCUGUUGAAUGGGAACGAUGGAGUCUCAGCCAGGAGUUUGAAGAGAGCCAUGGACCCGCUGUUCAGCAGGUCGAGAGAGAAGCUGUACGGCCUCAGGAGCCUCUCCAAGUCUCAGGGAGUGCUUGGCAUCUAUAGGAGCCUCGAGUGCCUGAGGAACAGAAAAAACAGCGGUCAGGUGGCCAGGACUGAGGACAUGCUGCCAAUAUUCAGCCAGCUGAGCGUGGAGAUCGCCAAUUCUUCGGGGUCCUCGGCAUCGUCGGCGUCGAUGGUCUCCUUGGUGCAGGGGAUUCCCAGCCCUGGCUCAAACCAACUGUCUGGGACUCCGCCUGCUGCGAAUCCACCGAUGAUCGACAGGUUGGAGGAACUUGCUGGGGUCGAGGGUUCCAAGUUGGAUUCCGGGGACUCUUCGGAGUUCCAGGGGUCUCAAGGAAUCCCAAGCGUGGAGGUGGUGGUCCCUGGGGAGGAAGGAGUCUCAGCAGGGGUGGAAAUUGUGGUUUCUGGGAAUGGAGGAGUCUCGAAGGAGGGUCCAACUGCGAAAAUCCAGCGGAAGGCCAGCUCUAGCUAUGAGUCCGAGGAGAAUCUGAAUUCCCUGCAGUCCAUAGAGUCCGAUACUUUGACAGAGGACUCGGACGAGCCUGCUCCUGGGGAGAAGUCCCUGCUGGGAAUCCUGCAGCCCAGCCAGAGGCAGCAUUCGGAUGUCUCGAGCCACUCAAAUAAUUCUGGGAAUUCCGAUGAGAAGGAGGAGCACUCGGAGUCUGAGCACGAGGAGCCGAAGUACACCGUCGCUCAGCUGGUCUCAGCGUUUAAUAGACAUCAGGAAGUGGCCUCGAAGAGCAGCCUAGAAGCCAUCAUGACGGAGAAGAGGAUCAACGAGGUCAACUUUCCGACUGGGCCCAAAGCGCUCAGGCUCUUCAUCCCGGAUAUCGAUAUCACCGGGAGCAGCAUCGUCAGGAGAAGGACCAGCUACAAGCCCAGGAAAAAUUGGGAAGAGCUGAGGAAACGGAACGAAAGGAACGAGGGCGUCCUCAAGGACUUGGAUCGUGACUCUGGGAACGAGGAGGAUGAAGAUCCUCUGGAGAAAAACCAGGACAAGGAGGUCGGGACGAAGGACGACACCCUGAAGACGGAUUCUCGACUUCGAGAUGGACUCGCCGGUGGUCCCAACCAGGAAAGGGACGUGGUAGAAGUUGGUCCCGCGCAAUUCAGGACAGACCUUGAAGACUCGGAGAGGACGCGUUUCUGCCCUGAAGUUCAGGAUAGGGUGGAAGUCAGCUCCGGGCAUUUCGGAGGGAUUCUGGAGGAGAUGGAGAACGCCAAGGUGAAGUUCUCCGAGGAGGUGGACCCGAAAAUCGAUCUCAAGUACAAGCAGUGCGUGGACGGGGUGAAAUCCGGCGAGCAAGAUCCCGAUGAGCACCUCGAAGAGAGGUCCUCGAGGACGAGGCCCACCGGAGGUUCGAGGUACGUAGGAGAGAGAGUGGCCAACUACAUUUUCCCGGAAAUCGCAGCAAAGGAGGAGAGGGUCUCUUCAAGGUCCGGCCAGGAGAGGAAAAAGGUCGUCCUAGGAACUUCUAGGUCCAGGAACGACUCUCCUCCAGGCAGCGACAGCACCGUCAACCUGAAGGACAUCCUGCAGAGCGCCGACUCCUUCGAGGCCUCCUCGAAGGAAAACCUGGAGAACUUGAGGAAAAGGACCUCGAUCGCCAAGAUCAUCGUCAACGACAACCUCGCCUGCGACAGCGACUCGAACAACAAUGGAACGAGUCCUCCGGGCUGCAGGCCGGCGAAUGGCCAGAAGGACGAGGAGUCCUGCAGACUCUACGUCCCCCCAUCCUUCGUGAGGUCCUCGUCCUUGUCCAGCGAGAGCAGUUGUCCUACGCCUUCGAGUGCCAGGUCAGAGAUAGGCACAUCCUGGGAGGACGUCCAGGGGACCAAGGGGUCCUGCACUUCUUUAGAGAGAGAGGAGAACAGGUGCUCCAAGAGGACCCCUGGACAGGAUUCCAGGAAGACCGCUUCCAGUCCCGAAGAGCGCAGGACUUGGGGCAAGGUCUGCACAGGAUCCUACACCAGGGCGAUGGAAAGGUUCUCCGGAAGGGGUGCCGAUGCUUCCAGGAAAUCCCCAAAUCUCCCCCAAUUCCCCAGGGAGCCGGAGAAGACCAGGAGGAAGAGCAGUCCCGCGAUGCCGCAUCUCGUUGACUCCUAAGGAGAAAUUAGACCCUUUAAUUAGAGACCUUGAGUUCUUUUCCAGGCAAGACUGAUCGACACUCGAACGCGAUUUUCGCGGCGUUCUCCGAGGAAUUUGUACAUUUUAAGGGUGGUUCAAGCGAGGUUUUUCGAAUUUAAACACUAGCUCCCUUUCCUCCUUCCAUUUUCUCGGAUCAGGGAACUCGGUAGAGUUUCGCGCGAAAUAUACACACUUGCUAGGAUUUAUUAUUAUUAGGACGUUUCGCAGCGCACGAGGACGCUGCGGGAGUGCCGUUUUAAUUUUAAAUAAAUAAGAUAAAGAAAUGUAUAACGACGCAGGAGUUAAAAUGGCGGCUCGGGAGCGUUUGCCACCAGAAUGAGAAUUUUAGGUGGAACGCGAUUCCCUCGCCAAGGCCGCGUUUCCGUAUUCGGUCAGAGACGCGUGAUUCACGCGUGUCCGAGGUGAACGCGAGAAACGCGCGUUUUCCGCACGCGAAUCGCAUUGCGCCUUGAAAUUGGAGCACGCACGAAGAGGCAGGAUGACAUGUUAUGUAAAGUGGAGCCUUAUUCUCGACAGGCCGAUUAUUUAUUAGCUCUCCUCGGAUCGUCGUGCGCCGUCCAUAAUCGCAUUAAAUCCUGACCGGUUUCUGUUCUUCUUCCAUCUUUUUCUUUUUCUUUUUUAUUUAUUCCGGCAGCGGUUAAAUUCCUGGCUUAUCGUUGAGUAAUACAGAAACGCUCCUAUGGACCAAAAUAUUCGGGGCGGAGACGACGAAGACUCGAGGAGUUGUUGGCUUUGAGGUCGGCAACUUCCGUUUCCUUGAAAAAAAAAAAAA